AUGUGCAACUGCAUACCUUUCCACGAUGUUGAGUUACACCCUGAAACACUUGAGCUAGAAGCAUCUCGGUUAAUAUGUGCAGUUAUACCCGAAUGGUCAACAAAAAAACUUAAAUAUGAAAAGUUAACCGAGGGUCUAUCGAAUUUUCUUCUUGCCAUGUUUCCUAACGGCGACGAUGAAAAUCAAAGUAUAAUUGUAAAACUCUAUGGUCUCAAUUCAGAUCUGUUGAUCGAUCGUGAGCAAGAAAUUCGUACAAUGGCUGAAUUAUACAAACACAAGUUUUCUGAUCAACAGAUUCUUUUAAAAUUUCGUAACGGUUACUUCUAUACCUAUUUGCCAGGAAAACAGAUGGAUCCAAAAUCGGUUCGAAAUGAACAUUUGUCAUCAAUAAUCGUUCAGAAACUCGCCGAAUUUCAUUCAUUAACACCAAAAUUCGAAUUUAAACCGAGUAAACAACAAUUUACGGAAAAAUUGCGGCAUUAUUUAAACAUAUUGAGUGGUAAAAAUCCACAAGUGAGUCAACGCGAACCAGCAUCUUCGGUCGGUGUACUCUCAACCGUUAAACAGUAUUUAGGUAUUUCAGAACGUUUAACAUUGGAUAAAACGGAGGAUUUAAUCAAUUAUAAACUGUCAGAUUUAGAGCGAGAUAUCGAAGCAAUGGAGGUCAUUUUUGAAGAAAAAUGGACACUUCAAGUGAUCUAUUCUCAUAUGGAUACGCAAUCAAGAAAUUUCUUAUACGAUAAACAUACAGAUCAAAUAGGAAUGAUCGAUUUUGAACAUUGUAUGUUCAAUUACUGGCUGUUCGAUCUGUCAAAUUAUUUUCUUGAAUUUGCUGGCCUUUCGGCAUCCCCCGAUUUUUCAUUAUAUCCAGAUAGAAAGUUUCAAAAACAAGUUUUAACCGUCUAUUUAAAACAUGCAGAAUUUUUUCAACAUACUUCACUAGUAAAAGAUCGUCUAAAUCCAACAGAUGACGAAUUAGAACAUUUAUGUGAUUUAUCUGAUCAAUUAACUGUUCCAGCGCAUUUAUAUUGGUCUUUGUGGGCUUUAUUACAAGCUCUAUUAAAUCCAGCAGCGACAGACAAUUUUAAUUAUGUAUCCUAUGGACAAAAACGUUUUCAACAAUAUGUAAAAGAUCGACAAAAGUUUUUUAAUACAUGA
This is a messenger RNA of Didymodactylos carnosus, 1158 nucleotides long. Lineage: Eukaryota; Metazoa; Rotifera; Eurotatoria; Philodinida; Philodinidae. The record is from the annotation of a GenBank genome assembly.